Molecule: messenger RNA, 1520 nt
Organism: Trifolium pratense (red clover)
Lineage: Eukaryota; Viridiplantae; Streptophyta; Magnoliopsida; Fabales; Fabaceae
Exons: 6
Coding region: 271-1068 (265 amino acids)
Molecular function (GO): protein binding
Source: RefSeq, a predicted model, not a curated record
GCAUUCCAUAUAGGUAGGGUAAGUGAGUAAAAAGUAUCUUAUCUUAUGUUGUUGUACAUGACACGUACAUGUUUUAAUUUCCAUAGAAAGCUAAGGUUUCAGAUGUAAUCAAUUUCUCAACUAAUUAUCAUAACAUUAACACCACAAAACAAGGAAUAAGCCUAAGGCCCAAUUUAGUAACUUGGAUUUCAUCACUCACAUCCAUAAGCGACCGAAACUCAGUGAGGACGAUAAUAGGAUCGGAAAUUCAGAAGAAGAAGAAGAAAAAAAAUGCAAUCUUUAUCGUUAAGUAGUAGCAAGAGUUUGGCAGGUUUACGAUUGGUAGGUCAGGAUGCGAGGCUGAAGAGAAAGAGUAGCGUCGUCGUGGUUGUGGUCGCAUGUGGCAGCAAAGACACUCCUCCUCUAACUCCAACUUCAACCUCAUUUCUCUCCAGGACUCAAACUUACGCUCUUUUGAAACAACAAAUGGAAGUUGCUGCUAAAUCCGAGGAUUACAAGGAAGCUGCUAGAAUUCGUGAUUCGCUUAAAUUGUUUGAAGAAGAAGAGCCUGUUUUGCGUUUAAGGAGGUUAAUCAAAGAAGCAAUUGCUGAUCAGAGGUUCCAGGAUGCAGCUACUUAUCGUGAUGAGCUAAAAAAAAUUGCUCCACACUCUCUUUUAAAAUGUUCCAGUGAUGCUACAACACAGGGAGUCAGGGUUCAAGUCAGGAGUGUAUAUAUAGAGGGCAGAAGUCAGCCUUCAAAAGGACUCUACUUUUUUGCAUAUAGAAUAAGAAUUACCAAUAAUUCAGAUGACACCGUUCAACUUCUUAGAAGGCAUUGGAUUAUAACCGACGCUAAUGGGAGAACAGAAAAUGUAUGGGGAAUCGGGGUUGUUGGUGAACAGCCUGUACUUCUUCCCAGGACUAGUUUUGAGUACUCUUCGGCAUGCCCAUUAAGCACACCAAAUGGUAUAAUGGAAGGUGAAUUUGAGAUGAUCCAUGUUGAUAAAGUAGGUUCGCGUUCAUUUAAUGCUACCAUUGCCCCGUUUUCUCUCGCUCUGCUAGGAGAUGAUGACUGCAAUACUAUUUGAGAUUGAACUGCAACAUUAGCUUUUCAGAGAUCAUGUCCAUUUAUUAGCAUCUGGAGUAUGGAAAAAGGAAGUAUUCUCACAGCCAUUCUGAGUAAAUUUUCCAGAUACAUAUGUGUUUUGUUGAAUUGAAGUCUGAAAAACUCACGAAAGAAAUCAAUAUUUAUACAUAGUAUAUAGAUUAUAGACAGUUGAAAUUUUGUUCUGUUUCCAACCCCUACAUACCCAAAAGAGGAAUAAAUGGAUCAAUUGAUGGUGAUUAUAACUUGGGAGCAACCAUGAAGAAGAAGUGGAUGCUGGUUUGGCUUGGACUCUUAAGUGUUUACCAAACUGUAAGCACAUAACAUUUGAACAUUAGCAGUGUUAUUAAGUAUGAUCAUUAUUUUUUUUUUUGGUAGAAUUAAGUAUGAUCAUUAUUUUUGUGUUGUAACUAUAAUGGGCGAUUACUCUCGUUA